CUCGAGUCAAAUUAAUUAAAUUUAAUUAUUCAAACAUUCCAAUUAAUUACGCAAUCAUAAACGCAUUUAGAACGAACUAACAAUGGCAAGGGAAAACGUUUAGAAAGUUUUGCUGUGGUAUUAAAGAUUUUUUUAAUUAUUAUUGCAAGAGAAAGAAAAAUUGACUGAUAAUACAUUUAUUUAUAUAAAUGUAAAUAUUUACGAACAUUCAGACAAAAAUAAACCUGUUUGAAGAUUUUUGUUUAAAAGUUCCGUAAAGUAGCGAAGUGACACUAAAACUCUUCAUUGUGGUGUUUGGAGUUGAUGAGACAAUUUGUUUGUUGUGUGUUGAACAUGACUUCUGAAUAUUGCUAUAGAAAUGAUGUUCCUACAACUGUUUCCAGACAUAGUCUUCUACAGAUGGGAUCGUUGAUUAAAAAGUUAUCAAGCAAUUUAGAAUCUUGGCAGAAGACAUGGAUGUCUUGGAUUUCCUGGACAAAUGGCAGCGAAAAGAAACGAGGGUGGAUGAUGGUAGACCCAAAUGAUUUGGGCAAAUUGUCAACUGAAAUAGCCCAGCUUUCCAAGUCUCUUCCUAAACUUGUCAACAACAGAAGAGUAGCUGCUUCUAAUGUGAUAAAUGAAUUGUCAAAAGAAAUAAAUAAAAUCAAACGGCUUCUUCAAGAAAGCGAACUGGAGAGGAAUCAUUGGAAAUCUCGUUAUGAUUCAACUUCACUUGAUUGUCAGAAUGAAAAGCAGCGUAACCUUCAGUUGUCUCAGCAAGUCCGAGAACUGAGUGAACAGAUUAAUCAACAAUCGGAUUAUACCUCCAGCUUAGGAUCAGCUUGUUGUACUUUGUUAUGGAGAGUGUCACGUUCUGAGGAAAGCAUUCAAGCCAUACUAGUGGGAAAUAAAGUAAAUGAAUUUUUAUUGCUUGUGCAAGGGACUCUGGAAAGUUUUCUUACCGCAUACAAAGAAGAUUGGCCUCAGGAGAAAACUGAUGAAGAACAUUUCAUCUUAGCUAUGUGUGGUAUUAUAACUAAUAUUGCAGCAUCUGCUUAUGGUCGAGACUUUCUUGUGAACAACACUUAUGGAUGUCAAAUUAUUGAUAUUUUCAUCACAGUAUUGGCUGAAGCACCCAACAAGAAAAGUACAAAACUAAAGAAUCUCAUUUUGAUGUCCCUCUAUAACAUAUCUAUCAACCAAAAAGGUCUGAAGUAUAUCUGCAAUAAAACAACAGUAUUCCAGCUUUUAGUUUGGCUUUUAACAGAAGAACAAUCCACAGAGUGUUGUAUUAAUGUCCUUCGAUUGUUACAGUCUUUAGUUUGUGAGGCUAGUAUUCCUGUAAUUCAUCAACUGAAAGAAGUGUUACCCGAGCAACAGUUGGGGCAGUUGUGUAACAGUCGGAAUAAAGUAGUUGCGGAAUUGGCCUCAGAUCUUCAGACUGAUCUCAACUAUUAACAGUAUUUCUUGUUGUCAUAAAUUAGUAGAAAAACUGAGAUGUUUCAGUCCAGAGAAGAAAAACCUCUCUAGGUCAAGCUUUUUUUUUUUUUU
Molecule: messenger RNA, 1530 nt
Organism: Octopus bimaculoides (California two-spot octopus)
Lineage: Eukaryota; Metazoa; Mollusca; Cephalopoda; Octopoda; Octopodidae
Product: heat shock factor 2-binding protein
Cellular component (GO): cytosol
Source: RefSeq, a predicted model, not a curated record